GCCCAUUGGCGGUGUCAGAGCAGAGGAAGCGCAGGGCCCCGGGGUCCCACCCCAGCGGGCAGGAGGCGGGGCCGGGUGGCCCCUCCCAGCGCCCCGGGCCGCGCGGGCCGCAGCGGGACACCCCGACCUCGCGGCGCGGCAUGAGGCGCGGGGCCCGGGGCGCGCGGGGCCGGGCCGGGCCGCUGCCCCCCACGUCUGUCCAGCCCACGUGCUUCGACCCGCUGGUGCGCGACUACGUGGCCUGCUGGAUGCUCGGCGCGCGGGGAACCCGGCCGGCCCCGACUGGCGCCCCCUGCGCGCCCUCGCUGUCCCCCGGGCCCGCAGCCUGCACGGGCAGCCCCGCGCCCGGGUCGCCGGCGCCGGUGGCGGCCCUGCGGCUGCCCGCGCUGCUCCUCGGCGCCCCGGCCGGCCUGGGGCUGGCGCUGGCCCUGGUGCUGGUGGCCCUGGUGACCUGGCUGCGCAGACGGCGCGGGGCGGCGCCCUCAGCCGCGCGGGACUCGGAGUCAGAGGAGUCUCCGGACAUUGUCAUCGUCCUGUCCCCCGGAGACCCGAAGGCCUCAGCGCCCGCCUGGCCGCCACCCGCAGGAGAACCGGACACGUUGGCCCCUCCCACCCACAGCGUCCCGGUGCCGGCCACGGAGCUGGGCUCCACCGAGCUGGUGACCACCAAGACAGCCGGCCCUGAGCAGCUGUAGCGGCGGGGGCCGGAGGGGGCCGGCUUGGCUGUCCACGCCACACCCCCUGUCCCUUCCCUGGGGGCCCCUCGGUCAAGCCCACAGAACCACAGACCAUGCGGCUCAGUCCUGGGGUGGCCACGUGCACUCGAUGGCGUGUCUCUGGCAGCCCUUGGGGGUCGGGGCUGAUUCCCUGUGGGAGGGAGAGGCUGGGGUCCCUCUGGGGCAAAGGGAGGGGGGAGGACGCCCGGGUCAAGGCCCAGUUUGCAGCCUGGACAGUCUCUCUCCCGUUUGCUGGCAGGACUACCCGCUCUAACCUGACCCAGUGACCUCGGUGGGGCUUUGGGGGGCCUCUGGGGAGCCGCCCCAGAUGCGUUUAGGAGGGAGAGAGCCUGUGUCCGCUGAUUCUGGAGGGCCUGUUCCCUCAGCUCGGACCCGGCAGCUCGCUGGGGGCUACCACAGACGCGCGGGCUUGCCCUCACGGGGGCUGCGGACCCCUCCACUCCCUCUUGGCCCCUUGUCCACGUGGGCUGCCGGAGUCCCCUGGGCUCAGCCCCGCCUCUCACAGCAGCACCCUCGGACCUUCCUGACCCACCUCCAGCCCUGGACACAUCCUUGGAGCCUGGCACGACUCAGCACAUGUGGAAGGAGCACUAGACUGGGAGUCAGACUGGGAAGCCCGUCGACCCAUGUUCUUCCGCUCCAGCUGCCCCCCCCACCAGACCCGCCAUCCUGGCCAGAAGCGUCUCAGCUCCAGGGCGGCUGCGCCCCCCAUUCAUGUCCAUCCCUGAAGGGCGCCUGGUGACGGAGUUCCAGGGACCUGGCCAUCUGCUCCCACCCUGGGGUUGGGACCUGUCCCUGGGGCCUCACCCAGCCCUAUUUUACAGAUGAGUAGACUGAGGCAAGCGAGGGCGUGAGCAUAUGGCGUCGGUAUCAUGUAGCUAAUUGGGGGCCCGGCCCCCACCCCUGUUCCAGGCUUCUCCUGGUCACCCAUGUCCCACCUGGGUGAAACCCUCAGGCCUAGACACGCCAACUCCAACCUCACUGUACUUGCUCCCCCCAACCCUCCUCGCAGAAGCCCAACCUCUGGGCAGCUCCCCACUCCCCACCCCCACCCUCGUCGUAUCAGUUUCCUUUUCCGAAACAUCUUCUGACCAGUCUCCCUCAGAGAAUAACUAGAAGAAAGAAGCUUCGAGACACUUCCAUUUUACAGAUGGGGAAGCUGAGCCACAGAGAGAGCUAACGUGCAUCACUGCCCCCGGGCCCAUGGCAGAAGGGGCAUUCCUCAGGAAGGAGCCAGGCGAGAAGGCAACGGAGAUGGGCUUGGGCCCCCAAAGCCUUCCCGCAGACGGUCAGGCAGGGACAGCCGCCCCUGGUCUGUGCUGUCAGGGGACCCCGCGCCUCCUUCCUCUACUGUUUGAUUAAUUGGGGGGCAGGGAUCCAACCCGGGGCUCCACCCCCGACCACUGAGCCACCAUCCAGCCCUCCUCUCCUCCCGUCUCUGUUUUUAAUUGUUGUUGUUGUUGUUGGGUGUUUCUGUUUGCUUUAUAAAGUUUUAUUUAAAACAAUCCAGAGGCGUAUUUUGUACCUUGGAGAGUUCGGGACGAUCCCGCCGGCUGUCCCGGCUGCGGGGCUGGGGUGUGUUUCUACGGGCUUUUGGUUCUGUUCCUAGAGAGUCUCAUCUUGAUCACCCUGUUUGGGGGAUUCCGGUCCUUUCUUUUGGGAGGUGGCGGGCACACCCAGCAAUGCUCAGGGCUACCGCCUGUCUGGUCUUUAAACACUUCACCAAGGUGUGCGAAUGUGUGAAGUUCUCUCCGUUCCUGCUGCGGCCUGACAGGCUCCAGCCCUCCUGGCUUCCAGCGCCCGGCCUGCCAGUGCAUCCCUGAAACUCGGCCCAGGGUGGGGCAGUCAGCAGCCGGACAGCGGACAGCGGGGCCCUGCGGUCCGUCAGCAGUGCUUGGUCCCCACUGGCUCUCAGGGGUCUUCUCAGAUUUCUCUUCCCACUAGUGGCCCCAGGGGUCCGAGACAGAUUCAGAGCCAGGAGGAGGCCCCCUCCCUCUGCGUUUUGGGUCUGCGGUCUCCACGGAGGGGCUGGUCCCCGCAGGUCCCCGCAGGUCCGGGGGGGGGGGGGGGCCCAGGUGGGGCGGGGCUGGCCGGAAUCUCGGUUCCUCCUGCGUUUCCUGCAGGCAUCUUUCACUUCCUGCGGCGGCCCCACUGCGCCUUGGGGGUGGGGAGGCGCGCCCCAGGUCCCGCCCCGCCCGCCCCCCCCAGCCCCUUGCCCCUUGCCCCUUGCAGCCAGCUGGUCUGGCUCCCAUCUCCCGCAGGGGCCCGAGGGCUCCGCAGCCGCGAAGGAAGGGGGUCCCCCUCCGCCCUUCCCUGGGGACGCGCCGCUGUCCGGAUUCCCACCCUCAGAAACCACGCGCCCCACCCCCACCAGUGACUCUGAGCGUUUCCCAGCCCCACGCCGCCUGGGCCCCCUCGGCACACGCAGCUCCUCGCCCUGCCGCUAGAGGACAGCACGCGGGGGAGGGACAGUGAGCCACAAGCUCCCGGCCGGGUGAUCCUACGUGGACGGUUCCCUAUAUAAGGGGUGGAGGGGAGAGGGGGGAAGGGAGGGAGAGAGGGAAAGAGAAGGGGGAGAGAAGGAGAGGAGGAGCGGGAGAAAAGGGGAGGGAGAGAAAGGGAGAGAGGAAAGAGCAGAGAAGGAGAGAGGGAGGAGGGAGAGGGAAGAGGGAGAGGGAGAGGGAGGGAGAGAGGGGUCUGCAGGGGAGCAGGGCAGGGUCUUUGCUCGGCGGGUGCCAUCCGGACUGGACACCUCUGGGAGCAGCCGCUCCUUGACAGCGCUGGGCAUGGCCCCCCAAUAGUAAGGGCAGGGGAGGGGGGAGCGGCGCCGGCCACAGCGGUCAGUACCGUCCAGAGCGCCCCCUGGCGGGCUCCCCUGGGCUCACGCUGGGGUCUCCCUUCCCGACCCCGCCAGACGCCCCUGGCCCGGCGCCGGACGGUGGGAGGUCACCCCCGCGGGCUGAGCUCCGGCCAGCGGCCCUGCGGAGCUGAGAUCCGGCCUGUCCCCGCUCUGUGCCGCCGCCGGCGGGUCCGGGGGUCCUAGUGGGGGAGACAUGGGGGGGCCCGUGGAGAGCCGGGGAGGACGCGAGAACGCUGCGGGGUCCCGGCCUCAGAGGGCCAAGGAAUCGCCUCGCCAAACUGCCGCGAGUUUAGGGUCCGGCCGCAGGAGCCCCGACGCGGACGGCGGCCUCGGAGAAGGCCGUGGGUCCGCGCGGGCGGCCCAGCGGGGACCACCUGGGCGGCGGCCGGGAGCUGCGGAGGAACCCCAGGCCGGUGUGCGGGGCCGGGCUCGUGAAGGGCGGGGCCAGACGCGGGAGGGCGGGGCCAGACGUGGGGCGGGGCCAAAACAAGGUUGCCAAAAGGGGUGGGGCCUGAGCCGGGAAGGUGGGCUUAAAGCCCUUUGAUUUCUAUGGGGGCGGGGACCACACCCCGCCGUGCUCGGGGCUCACUCCUGACUGCGCUCUGCGAUCACUCCUGGUGGGGCUCGAGAGACCUUAUGGGGUGGGGGAGAUGGAAGCAAGGCA
Molecule: messenger RNA, 4261 nt
Organism: Sorex araneus (European shrew)
Lineage: Eukaryota; Metazoa; Chordata; Mammalia; Eulipotyphla; Soricidae
Gene: TNFRSF13C
Product: TNF receptor superfamily member 13C
Exons: 3
Coding region: 141-695 (184 amino acids)
Biological process (GO): B cell costimulation; tumor necrosis factor-mediated signaling pathway; positive regulation of B cell proliferation
Cellular component (GO): external side of plasma membrane
Molecular function (GO): signaling receptor activity
Source: RefSeq, a predicted model, not a curated record